AUGUUCACAGGUGAAAACAUCCAAUUUCUGUAGUAAUUACAUUAGUUGAAGGAAAUAUGCAAGAUAGGAGAGGGUAGUUUUGGUAAAGUCUACAAAGCAAUUGAUUUAACAGACAAAUCUAUUUGUGCAGUCAAGGUAAUUCCGACAUCAAUUAAGAGGUUAUUUCGAAACUAGUUUACAAUAGUACUACUCCUGAAUAGGAUAUCUAUUUACAAUUGAAUCAUCCAAAUAUUGUGAGAUGCAAGAGAGUAUGAGUAAAAAACAUUUAUUAAGAUUUCAGAAAACAAAAAAUACUAUUAUAUAAUUAUGGAAUACAUGGAAGGCGGCACUUUGGCGUAGAAAAUGAAGGAGAAACACUUAAACGAAUAGGAGGCAGCAGUUAUUAUGAAAUCCAUUUUGGAAGGAGUGAACUACUUGCAUGAUAGAUCAAUUAUUCAUAGAGACAUUAAACCAGAGAACAUUAUGUUGACAGGGACAAAUGUUAAGAUUGCUGAUUUCGGAUUGAGCUUUCGAUUCUCAUCUAGUGAAGGUACUUUUCAUAAAUUAUUGAAUAAAAAAUGCGGAACUAUCAUCUACAUGGCACCAGAACAAUUUACUGAAAAAUAUGUAGAUUACUUAUUCUAAAAUUAAUUAGUAUAGCAAAUAAGUGGAUGCCUGGAGUUGUGGAAUUCUGCUAUACAUGUUAUUAAAUGCAGGACAACAUCCCUUUUAUAAUAAAGACGAUACCAAGUAUGAGUUCAUCAACAAAAUCCUCAACCCUUCCAUUGAUAUCCCCUAGAGUAUGACACCUUUGGCUCAAGAUCUAUUCUUUAAAUUAAUUAAUGUUAAUCCUAUAGACAGAUACAAUGUAAGUCAAGCCUUGAUGCAUCCAUGGAUCACAAGGAAGUUCCAUGAUAAAAUUCCAUUGACUUAUUAAUAACAAUUAGACUAAUUCCUAAAAGAAUAGCAGAUAAGAUAAGUAUGAAUGUACAAUUUUAAUUUUAGUAAUUUAAGCUAUUAUUCUUCUUACAGUAUUUGAAUCACAAUUCACCUAGAACUUAGAUCUUUUAAGAUAGUGUAAAAGAGUUAGAGUAAGAAAAUUAAAAGAAGGAGUAGAAUCAAACGAGUGCAAGUCCGUCUCAAAAUAAAUUUAAAAUAUUACAAGUAAACAACAGAAUUAAGAAUCAAUGCAAUACUACUGCCAGAGUGGAGAGUUAGGGAAAGUUUUUAGAUUUCUCAUUAAUCCAAAAAUCCAAUUUUAAGAAAUCAAUGGAGAAUGUCAUAGUCUUUGAAAAAGAUAAAUGUGAAAAAAGUUAGAAUUGUUCGGCAAGAUCUUUAAAAUAGAAAUCAAACCAAAUGAUUAACAAAUUCUUCAUACCAACCUCAUUUUAAUAGACCUUUUGUGCUUCCAAUAAAACGAACCUUAAAUCACACAGAAAAUUACUACCUCCAUUAAAAUCAAAAUGA
Paramecium octaurelia is the source of this 1446-nucleotide messenger RNA. Lineage: Eukaryota; Ciliophora; Oligohymenophorea; Peniculida; Parameciidae. The record is from the annotation of a GenBank genome assembly.